Molecule: messenger RNA, 431 nt
Organism: Limanda limanda (common dab)
Lineage: Eukaryota; Metazoa; Chordata; Actinopteri; Pleuronectiformes; Pleuronectidae
Gene: timm8a
Product: translocase of inner mitochondrial membrane 8 homolog A (yeast)
Exons: 2
Coding region: 91-363 (90 amino acids)
Source: RefSeq, a predicted model, not a curated record
CACACGUGAAGGUCAGAAUUGCAGCAGAAGGUUUUGCUCCUCGGUCGCUUCUCGUCGCUUCUCGUCCCUCGGAGCUGGUUCCACUGAGCUAUGGAAGGUCAGGGGGGGGCAGCGGACCCCCAGCUGCAGCAGUUCAUCGAGGUCGAGUCCCAGAAGCAGAGGUUCCAGCAGCUGGUCCAUCAGAUGACUGAGGUUUGCUGGGAGAAGUGCAUGGACAAACCUGGGCCCAAGCUGGACUCGAGGACAGAAACGUGCUUUGUUAACUGUGUGGAGCGAUUUAUUGACACGAGCCAGUUCAUCCUGAACCGACUGGAACAGACCCAGAGGAGCCGGGGCUCGUCCUCCGAGAGCAUGAUGGACUAAAGACGCUCACAAGACGGACCGGUGAGAUUCUCUGCCCUUUGCUCUGUGACGAGGCCGGUUGCUCCUGA